AUGUCAAUUACCGACUCAUUCAAGCUGAACGACGGCCACUCUAUUCCUGCUCUAGGACUAGGAACUGCGUCCGAUGGCAACGUUGAAGAGGUCGUUUAUGCUGCUAUCAAAAACGGCUACAGACACAUUGAUACCGCUUUCAUCUAUGGAUCUGAAGUGGAUGUGGGUAAGGGGAUCAAGAGGGCAAUUGACGAAGAACUAGUCAAACGCGAGAACCUGUUUGUCACCACCAAAGUCUGGCCCACUUUCUACAACCGAGUCAGUGAGUCUCUGGAUAUUUCUUUGAAGGACCUGAGUCUUGACUAUGUUGAUCUUCUACUUGUUCACUGGCCUGUGUCUCUUUUGGCGGACUCGGACGACCCCCGUGCUAUCUAUCUUGUGAAUACAGAUGGAUCUGUGAGGUAUAGUGACUCUUUGGACGACUGGAUCACGACAUACAAGCAGAUUGAGGAGGAGAAACUAUCUGGCCGAACCAAGUCUAUUGGCGUCUCCAACGUCAGUGAAGUGUAUCUCAAGCGACUUCUUGAUCAAGUGAAAACCGUCCCUGCCGUCAACCAGUUCGAGAUCCACCCCUACUUACCCCAAAAGAAAGAAAUCGAAUUCAAUGAAAAGCAUGGCAUUCUUGUUACAGCCUUUUCUCCUCUGGGAUCUUCCACCGGUGCUCUCAAACUACAUGAGAACCCCAUCGCUGUGGAAAUCGCUCAGAAGCACAAUACCUCUACUGGCUCGGUACUCAUCAACUGGCACGUGUCUCAGAAGCGGGCAGUUCUCCCCAAGACUCGAUCCAUUGAACGUGUUGUAGCCAACGGUAUGAAAGUACCUCUCGACCAAGGUGACCUUGAUAAACUGGACAAGAUCUGGCUGCAGACGGGUACCCAGAGAGCUAUUGGACUCAGGUGGCUAGACAAGAACGGAGAUUAUCUGGGGUUUUCUGAAGAUGAUAUUGAACACAAGCACAUUUGGGCUAAGGACUGA
This is a messenger RNA of Yarrowia lipolytica CLIB122, 975 nucleotides long. RefSeq lists its product as uncharacterized. Gene Ontology annotation, cellular component: cytosol. The record is from RefSeq and is a predicted model, not a curated record. Lineage: Eukaryota; Fungi; Ascomycota; Dipodascomycetes; Dipodascales. Gene Ontology annotation, molecular function: aldose reductase (NADPH) activity.